AGUUCAGAACCAGACAUUUUUCAUUAGUGGACCAAUUAAUUUUCACAACAAUAUUGUGUAUUAACUUUUACUGUUGCCAGGAUCCUUUGGGUGGUUAGAAUCUGAACUUGUGCCUGCCUAUGUGAAGAAGACAUCUGAAAGAAUUUGGCAUUAUGGGCACUGAUGGCGUAGCAUGCAACACCUCUCCCCCACUUCCAUCAAGAGACUGCUCACCAAUAUACAUAAGUUGAGUCUAUUUCAAGCCAAUCUAACCCUAGUACGGUGGCAUAUGCCUAUAAUCCCAGCACUGGGAAUUCUAAGGCAGGAAGAUUGAGAGCUCAAGGUCAGCAAGACCCUGACCAAAGAAAAAGCUAGAAUAAAACCAGCCCUACUAGUUUAUAAUCGAACAUCACACUAAAAUGAUUUUGAAAGGUUUUAAGGAACACUAGAAGAAUCCAGUUUAAAACAUGCACCUUGUUUCUCAGAAAGUGUUCCCCACCUUAUCUUAAUCUCUUAGCCAGGUUUGACUUGAGGAAGGAAAGUUGUGGAGCCGGCAGCCUGGGGAGAGAAUUCCUCUGAGGUGGUUUUCCUUAGGCACUGGAUUGGAAUGGCACCGGGGGAGGCCCCUCAUGUUUCCAUCAACUGGCAGAAACUAGAGAGUGGCCCUACUGCUUCACACUGGGAGCACAGACAGCUGGGUGAGAAAGAGCACGGCUCCUGCAGUGGGCAUUGUGGCCACCUCCAGUAGACCAACUCUGAUGAACCUUCUACCAACUCAGCCUGGAAUUUCAGGUGAAGCAACUUAGAAAGAGCUAAGAAAAGUGGAAGCCAUACUGGCUAGUCAGUCACGACACUGAAAAGGCUUAGAAGCUGCAAAGCCCCUCAGAGGUCCAGUGAUGUACAGCACCCCGGCCCCUCCAGAGGUCACAAGAAGGAACUCAGAGCCCAGCACUCGGCAGGGGACUCUUGGCAGCCUGCAGGGAGAGAAAGGCCAGAUCAUCUUCCCUGGCUUUGUCGUGCUCCUGACCAUCAUCCUGGUCAUCAUAGCUGCCUGUAUCCUGUGGAGCUGGAAGAAACAGAAGAAGCGGCCUGUUCCUUACUUCCAAGUAGCUCCAUCGUUGACUCUGCCUCCACCCAGACAUCGAGCCAAAAAUAUUUAUGACUUCUUGCCCCGGCAGCAGACAGAGCUGGGGAGACAUCAGUUGAGUGGUUUCAGUACCGAGAGCCUCCUCUCCAGAGCAUCUGACAGCCCUGAGCCUGAGGCCCCCCAAGCCAAUGGUUCCCUUCAGAUGCAUAGAGUGUCCGUUCAUACUGUGGAGUAUUCAGUAAACAUCUAUGACAAUGGCACAGUGCCCCAGAUGUGCAGGCACCUGGCCUCCUCAACACAUCAUGUCUGUGUCAGAACUUCCAGAAGUAACCCCAGCAUUUCUUCCAAGGAGUCAAAUGAUUAUGUCAAUAUCCCCACAGUAGAGGACACCUGUGAGACUCUAACUCGCAUAGAAAGCACUCCUGAAAAUCACCUUGGUCUUCCAAGUGCCCUGCGGCUGGAGUUUGCUGAAGGAGGGCAUGCAGGCUGUGGGAAUGCCACGGACCACGAUGGUUUUUGGGCUCCAGGACCCAAGUGCAGUGAUUCACUCAGCGACGGAGACGAUUUAUCUCAGACUUCAAAUGACUACGUCAAUAUGACAGGGUUGGAUCUUGAGAACAUCCAAGAGAAUCGACCCAGGGGAGCUUUUCAGUGCUGCAGAGAUUAUGAAAAUGUCCCAUGGGUAGAUACCAAUGAGAGCCAGCUGCCGACUCUGGAAGAAGUGGCAUCGUCAACUGUAGACCACAGGGAACCUGUCUGGAGGACCCUCUCUUCAGUGUAUCAUAUGGCAUUUCAGCCGUCGGCACAGAGUGAGGACAGUGCCAUGGUCCAUAGAGAAGAGCAGUCAAGCGAAGACUCCAGUGACUAUGAGACUGUGCUGGUUGCUGAGUUAGAAGGCAGGGACUGGAAGCAGGGACCUGGUACUCAGCAUCCUUCUGAUGAAGGAACACCAGGCGACCUAGCUGGAAAGCUCUGUGAGGUGGUCUACCCUGCUGGGUCUUUAGCCACCGAAACAUCUGAUGAAGAUGCCUGAAUGCCCUAGCAUCUCGGGACUCACUUGCUGAGGGGAAGGAGGCCAAGAGGAACUGGGCACUAGCAGGCUUCCCCAAAGCAAAAGUUUAGGAAGUCCAGAGAAUCCUUCCUGAGCAAGAUUGCUGUUAGCUCUCAGGCCAACUGAAGAAAGUUAGCGACACUAUGUUAUGGGGAUGUUGGGGAUAAAAAGGCACAUAGCACUUAGAGUGGAAGCAUGACGUGAUAGAAAGUAAUCAGGGUCACAAACUCCAGCUGGCUACCAAGCAGCUGUGGCCCCGGGCAGGCCAAAAGGAGGAUCAGGCUGGGGUAGUGGGAGAUUUCCAGCUUGAGAAGAGCUGGUGAGGGUGUAGAACGACAGGAGCCCUGUUGAUGCUGGUGGAUUACAGAUCAGAUACCUGCCGUUGGAGCCGUCCAUCUCACCCUUAGGAUGUGAAACUACUUUCAAUGUGUACAAAUAAGUUAGUCUAUUGUAGAUAAGGAGGGGCAGGUUCCCUUUAAGCUGUUUUUACUUUAUUAACCUGAGUGAUAUAUGGUCACUUUCUUUUUUUUUAAACUUUUGAUUCUCUGUGAAUUUCACAUCAUGUACCCCAAUCUCAUUCAUCUCCCCAUGCCUUUCUAUCUGCCCUCCACCCUUGCAAUCUCCCUCAGCAAAAGAAAAUAAAAAUAAAUUAAUUAAAUUAAAAAAAAACCACCUCGUUCUGGUUCCACAGUAUACCCC
Molecule: messenger RNA, 2816 nt
Organism: Mus musculus (house mouse)
Lineage: Eukaryota; Metazoa; Chordata; Mammalia; Rodentia; Muridae
Gene: Lax1
Product: lymphocyte transmembrane adaptor 1
Exons: 7
Coding region: 876-2099 (407 amino acids)
Biological process (GO): regulation of lymphocyte activation; B cell activation; negative regulation of MAPK cascade
Cellular component (GO): plasma membrane; membrane; Golgi apparatus
Molecular function (GO): SH2 domain binding; protein kinase binding
Source: RefSeq, a predicted model, not a curated record